Molecule: messenger RNA, 946 nt
Organism: Drosophila eugracilis
Lineage: Eukaryota; Metazoa; Arthropoda; Insecta; Diptera; Drosophilidae
Gene: Capa
Product: cardio acceleratory peptide 2b
Exons: 3
Coding region: 24-716 (230 amino acids)
Source: RefSeq, a predicted model, not a curated record
CAAUAAACGAAUCUCAAAUACAAAUGUCUCUCGCAACAUGUUGCCGAACCCCACCUGUUGCUGGCAACAUCACUUUGCAUCCCCACAGCGCCAGCAACAUUCAUCAGCCGCCCCGUUGGCCAAAUGGCAAUUUGUUUGCCUGCCAUCCUGCUGUCCGUUUUUUUCUGGCCUAUAAAAGAACUCGAACUUCGACCAGAAGCAUCAGAAAACCAGUGUCCGCUCCAAAGAACACAUCAGACCGAAAUACAUAUUUUGCCAACCAGUGUUACUUUCUAAAAAGUUUUGCAAAUAUGAAAUCAAUGUUGCUCAACGCAGUCUUAGUGCUUUUCUUACUAGCAGAAUUCAGUGCGGCAGAGUUGGACCACGACAAGAACCGACGAGGUGCCAAUAUGGGGCUUUAUGCCUUUCCGCGCGUUGGCCGCGACGGAUUAGAAGCUGGAGUCCUCGAUGGCAUUUACGGUGAUGCCUCCCAGGAGGAUUACAAUGAGGCUGAUUUCCAGAAGAGGGCCAGUGGUCUGGUGGCCUUUCCACGCGUUGGCCGCGGAGACUCGGAGUUGCGGAAGUUGGCCCAUCUCCUGGCCCUGCAACAGGUGCUAGACAAGCGCACAGGGCCCAGUGCCUCUUCGGGAUUGUGGUUCGGACCCCGCCUCGGAAAGCGCAGCGUAGAUGCCAAGUCCUUUGCGGACACCGCCAAGGGACAGAAGGAAUUCAACUAGAUACUCCCACUCGUACUCCGCACUGAUGAAAGGCUCCUUUGACACUCCAGUUUUGUUUAUCAAAGAGAACGCUUCUGAUUGAAUAUUGUAACGGGUAUACAGCAAAUAUGUUUUUCGGUCAAAUAUAUAUAAUUAAUUAAGGGCUGGUGAGAGCUUGUAAUUAAUGUCUUUGUGUGUUGUUCAUGCCAUUUCGAGUAUGUAAAUAUAAUAAAAUAGAUCAAAUAACCUGC